Torulaspora delbrueckii is the source of this 855-nucleotide messenger RNA. RefSeq names its product Cms1p (gene CMS1). The transcript has a single exon. Bases 1 to 855 code for a protein of 284 amino acids. Lineage: Eukaryota; Fungi; Ascomycota; Saccharomycetes; Saccharomycetales; Saccharomycetaceae. The record is from RefSeq and is a predicted model, not a curated record. Gene Ontology annotation, cellular component: nucleus; 90S preribosome.
AUGUCCAACCCAGAUGACCUAGAUGACGGUCUACUGUAUGAUUAUGAAUCGGAUCAUGGCGAGCAUCAAGGCCCAACAGAAGGCUCCGAUCUUGAAGAGGAAUUUGCUGCAGAAACCAAGAAAAGAGCUAUAGAGGAUGAAAGCGACAAAGAAAGGCCUUUAGAGGAUGAAGGUGACAACAAAGGAUUAUCAAAGAGGCAGAAGAAGCUCAAGUCAUCCAAAUUCCAUGAAAAGAAGAAAGAGCAGCUUGAAUAUGAGGUUGGACGAAGGAAAAAUCUACCAAAGUCAUCGCCUGAAACCAUUGCCGAAUACCUUGCGACACUGAUCCGUGAAAAAAACCCAGAUCUCAGUGCAUUGGAGUUGGAUGAACUGUAUCUCAAGAAAUCUGACUUUUUGUCGACGGAAAAGCUCGACAAGGACCGUUGUUUAGCGAACUUUUCAGAUUUUGUCAAUGAGUUUAGUAGAGCACCAAGGGCUCUUGUCCUCUCGAUGUCGAAUAUCAGAGUAGCAGACGUUUUUAGGAGUUUGAAUGGCAGCAAAUCCUGCCUCAAACUCUUCUCAAAGAAUAAGCUAAAAGAUGAUAUAGCAUCACUGGAACAAGCAUUGGACAAAACCUCCAACAAGAAAUUCAAAGAUAUCAAGUACUUGAUAUCGACCCCAACUAGAAUGAGCAAAAUACUUGAAAAUACAGAUGUGCUCUUCCAGGGAAAGGAAAAAUUGGAUAUUAUCUUGGACGCUAGCUACUUAGAUCCAAAGAAAGAUACUUUGCUGUCCUCAGAAAACACGAUUAUCUUAUGCAAAGUCCUCAAGGCGAUUUUAGAGAAGAAGAGCUCUGUGAAGAUUUUACUUUAUUGA